UCCGCCGCAUGUCAUUUGUUUACCGGCAACAAUCGAAGGUAGACAGAUCUGCCGCGUACGGAACCCGCGCGAAAUGAAAUACGUGAAGAUGUGAACGAAGAGACGCAGAGUCGUCGAAAAGUGAGAGUGCGGAAAAAAUGAGAAUAAGUGUACCGUAGGUGAUCUUGUGGUCUGUGAGCGAAAAGAAAAAAAAUGCCCUUCGUCCAGCGCGCCGUCGAGCCCAAAUUUUUGAGCAAGACGACACUGUGGACCGAAGAUGGCAAGCCAAAAGUUGAAGACGGAGAAUUAGAGGCCGUCACUAACAAUACCUUGAGCAAUGCUCUCAGACAACUCGCGUCCUUGUUAAUGGUUGCUGACGAUAUCUUUGGAUGUCUUGGCAACCAGUUGAAAGAGAUCAACAGGAGGUCGGAGGCCCUCAAGACCAGGAUCAACAAUGUGGAUAAGAAGGUGGAGCAGUUUGAUCCCAAAAAAGUCCCAGUCCCGGAAAGUGACAUUUGCACGUUCGCCCUAAGGAAAACACACUUCUCCAGCAAUCACAACUUUGCCGAAAACUUGUUCUGUGCGGAAACCAGACCUGCUGCCCUGAAAGCCUUAUAUUCCUCGGCAGCCAAGACCCCUGUAACCACCAUGAGGCAACUGGAUAGGUGGAGAAGGGAUGGUCAUAGAUCGUCGAGGUUCUUCUUGUGCACACCGGUGUUGGGACAGAAGAGAAAGAGGAUUAAGUGUAAUAUUGACAUCGACAUAGAAACCAGAGUGCCUGCCGCUGUGGAGGAACUAAGAAGAUGGACGUCAUCAGAAGCCCUUGGAGAUAUAACAGUCACUCCAGAUUGUCCAAACAGGAUACCCCAAAAUGUCACCCAAUGUGGGGAAGAUAUCACAGAUGGAACAGUUAUUUCUGAUGAUGAGGGAAUUGACCACAAACUGCCCUCUCCAGAGGAACAAGUUCAAGUCGUUGCUCUCAAGUUUCCAUCGGAAAUCGUCCCGGUUGACGUUUCCGGAAAAGCUUUCGACCGGAUGUCCGUACAGCGACGCUCCUUGAUGAAUGGCGAAGUUGUCUUAAGGGAGGGGGAAGGUGACAAGAAGAGAACUAAAUCCAGAAGGCCUAGGAGUAAGAGAAGGAACACGCUGGCCGGCACAGAUCAAAAGGAGAUAGAGAAUGCCGUUUCUGCCGGGGAUACCAAACCGUCAACGUCGACUCAAGAAACCGUAGUUCCGCCCAUCAAGACCACCGGAAGAAGCAAGAGCAGCGAUAUACUACGCAGUAACAGUAAAAAAGAAUCCCCCGAAAAUAAAAAAUCACACUUCAACACACUGAAACAAUGGAGCAAAAACAGAUACGAUAAAAUAAUGAACAGAAGUAACGAGGAUAAGAACAAGGAGAAAGACAUUGAUGAAUUCAAUCUCUACGAAACUGUAACGAUGAAAAGAAGGAGAAACAUCGACAAGAAGACUUCUCACCAGCGUAGUGCUUCAGCAUCUUCUUCAGAGAAAUCUAGUGUUAACCUUCCAAUCAAUUCUGGACUGUCCAGUGUGAUGAACAUCGCCGUUAGGUUGAGAGAAAGCUCUCUGCAAAGACGGGAAAGGAGAAAAGGAAGAAACAAGGACGAACCUCACUCUUCUAGUGGUAACUGGAGCGCAAGCUCGGAAAGUGGUAGAAACUCAGCUGGUUCUGAGAUUACAAGUUCAACCGCCCAACCCAAGUCAACUGCUUCAGAAGCCACCUCCAAUAAUUCCUUGAACGUCCCAAUUUCAAGUUCUAUCUGCAGCAGAAGAAGGUUUAUAAACGCGUCUGCUUCCAGCAGUGUGACCAGUGAAGGAACUUUGACUCCUGAUAUCAUCCAAGAUCUUCACGAAGACGGGGAAACCAGUUCUGUCUACUCAUGUGAUACUGAGGGUUAUUAUACUUCUUUCCAUAUGGAUAGCGGUUUGAAAACUCUGAAAGAAGAAGAGCUGCCUCCAACUCCUUUACAUUCCUCCAACACUGUAGAUAGUCCGUCCAGCUCUGCCGAAAAUGAGUACGAAUUAUUUGGAAAAGGUUCUACGUCGACCACGACGAGCUCUGCAGGAACUGUAUGUACCACUUUGAAGGCUUCAGACAGUAGCAAGUCUCUGGUGUUAGGUCCGACAGUGCCUGAAAGAAAAAGUUCGCUUUGUAACAGAUCACCAGGCAGUUCUUUGGGAAGAGAUGAAACUAGUGAGAAAACUGGCACUGUUAAAAGGAGUCCUGCAACGACUAAAGCUCUUACAACUGUAGAAGAUAAGAGAUCAGACGGAGGUAUUUCACCAGAUAGUGGCCACAACACUUCGAGCUCUCCUAUAGAAUCAACGAGUAGUCCCAAUGGAAUACGAAGUGGAUCCGAGUUUGAAUUCUCUGAAUCUUCAGAUAUGGAAGGCCCGGAAAGAAUAGAGCGAAUAAGGGUGAAAACCACCAUCAACUCCAGCAGGAUUCCGUCCAUGUGUGUGAUAACGCCCUCUCCAAGUGACGACGAAAGCAGUCAAUCUUCGCAUUCGUCAAACAAGAACGACAACUUUUACAGAAACAAAAUCCAAGGUACCGACAAGUACAUCAACGUGGAUCAAAAAACCGGAUAUGCAACAUUGGAGAGCAUCCAGAAAGAAUGCACCGAUAUAAAUCAAAACACUGCCAGUAUUAAAAAUAAUAGUGUAAGAGCUCCCUCACCUAGCGGAGGUACUGUGAUAAUAAGAGAAGAAGUUCCUAUUCCUAAAAGUAAUCAACCUAUUUUCAAAACUUCCCUACUCCCAUUCAACAACAUGUUCGAUAAGAUAAAGACGAAUCUGACCAACUUGAAGAAUAGGAAAGAGGACAAGUCGCCGAAUAGAAACAAUUGUACAGAUGGUUUAGACGACCUUGGCGAAUAUGUCACCAUAGCGGAUGUGCGGAAUAACAACAAGACGGGCUGUAGAGAUAUCGAACAAGUGAACGACAUAGUUAACAAAAAUUUGAAAACGAUAUUGUCCGGUAAGAUUAGAGAAACCGAGUAUAUUUCUCUCAACGAGCUGCCUUGUAACGAAACUAGUAUUAACAACCCCCUGUUGGUGCCUACUAACGAUUCUUUGGAGAGGAGAAAGAGGCAAGGUGCUAGGGUUAAGUUAGACGCUGAGGGUAAAGUUGUAUAUAGCUCGGAUAGUUUGAAGAGGAAGAAGGGUGCGCAGUCAACCUUCGAACCAGGACCUUGUGUUAAGAACGUGAGUCCUAAACCGAGUCCCUUGCCUAGUCACAGGCUUCCCAAGAACGUGAGAUCUGUCACCAUGGAAAGAGGGGUUCCUGAUGGUUCCACCAGCCAAACUGGGAAAGUGAUCAUCAAAGCUUCGUCUGACGCUGCUCCAGAAGUUGUCAGGAUGCCUCCCACCACCAUAGUGGGGCCGAAUAGGAGACCCAAGUCCCCUAAGCCGACAGGAAGAGGGGCCUAUGUCCAUGUACAAGACGCAGGGAAACCUCAAGACAAAGACCGAGUACCGCCCUCUCCUGAAAGAGUAAUGUAUCAGAGCGUUCCUGAGUUCGUUCAACCAUCAGAGAUGUCGAGAUACCAAGGAGUCAUUUACGACAGAAGCCCAAAUCAAUUCUACCAGGAUCAGUAUUACCUCGGCAGAGGAACUCCAUAUCAAACCCUACCAUCCAAAAAGACUCAACUCUUUCUACACGAUGUUCUACCGGAAAGGUCUGUAACACCAGACAUCACCAGAGGGUUAGAGAGAAACGAAAGAUUCCAUGUGGAAAAUCCAAGGUUGAGAAGUUUCCACAAUGAUAAUAAGUAUAUGGGAAAAUCUUACAGCGAUGAUUCCUUACUUGAUCAACAACUGGGAAUACCAGUAGCGAUGCCACAUAUGCAUAACCUUUCAUACAUGAAAGCUUCCUGCAACCCCAUAUACCCAGAGCAUCAUGGAUCCCCAAAACAUCGGACUUUCAUACAAGGACAAAGAGAUGAGGUAGAUAACUCCUUCAAAAUUUCACCUAUCGAUCCAAGAAACACCGCUGGCUUUCAAUCGUCUACCCCAUCUCAAAUCCAACAAUCCAGAGCUGCCAUCAAUUUAGAUAGCAAGCUACUUUCGCCUAAAAAAUCUACAAUGAGCAACGAAGAACUGUACGCUGUUAUCCACAAGAGUAAGAAAAAGAUGAACAUAAAAACAGAAGAAGAGAAUCGAUCUUCUCCCGUGCCAAACAUAGAAAACACCGCUGCUCAUAUAGAGAAAGUUAAAACACCAGAGAGUGGAUACUUGGGAGAUAAAAUAAGGACAAGACUGAGUUGGUCCCCGAAUUCCCAGAAUGAAGUAGAGGAUCCAGUAGAUCCAAGGUGUCCACCAAACGAGUCAAGGAGUAGGCAAAGUUGGGCUUGUAACGAUCGAAAGAAGGCAGCCCAAACGUCUCGUUUAGACUUCAAGAAACUGUUGUUGCUGAAGAGUAGCAACCUUCUUUCUACAAACAAGAAACCUUCUGCUGUUGAACAGCUGAAGUUAUCCAAACAGCAGAUCCAGCAAAGACCCUUCUCGCCUCCUAUUCAACCUCCUGACAUGAAUAUCUUAGAGCUCAGCGGCUCUCCAAGGAGUUUGGUGAAUAGAAGAUUCGCAAACCCUCCUGGUUCCCCCAAAAAUACAGCAGAUAAAUUGAAGCCUCCCAAAUUGAUGUCCCCAAGGUCUCAGUGGAGAUUCGCAAGUCCCAGAUCAGAUGUUCUCUCCUCCACAAUACUAGAAGAUUGUAGAGAAGAUGAGAUUAAUAGUUCAGGAGAAAAAAAGCCUUCGCCAGUUCGUCUAGAAACUAAAUUCGAAGAAAAAACCGUUCCAGAACAAAGUACAAAUAAAACGGAGCAACGCCAAAGGUAUGUGCCUAUUGCUCAAAGGUUCCAAGCUCAAAGAGCAGAAUUUUACAAAUCAGGGUUAUCCAGUAAUAAAAUUGAAAGCAAACAAAGCAAAAAUGAUAAGUCUUCAAGUCCAGCUUUAGAAACUUCAUUUUGAUUGGGUUUAUAGGGACGCCUUCAAGAAAUAAUUUCCAUUUUCCAUUAUUUAUAUUUUUCUGUUAUCUAGUCUUGAGCCUUUAGAUAUAAGUUUUGUAAUGUUUUAUAACAUUUUUGAUGUACAUAUACUAUGUGGCUCUAAAGUCUUUGAAUUCUAUGACUCGAGUUAUAUUAUUUAUGAAUUAUUUGAUGCCUUAAAUUAUUGACUUAAUAUAUUGGUUUUAUAAAUAAAAUGUUUGAUUUGA
This is a messenger RNA of Harmonia axyridis, 5215 nucleotides long. RefSeq lists its product as uncharacterized. The transcript has 6 exons. Gene Ontology annotation, biological process: cell differentiation. The record is from RefSeq and is a predicted model, not a curated record. The coding region runs from base 193 to 4971 and encodes 1592 amino acids. Lineage: Eukaryota; Metazoa; Arthropoda; Insecta; Coleoptera; Coccinellidae.